Messenger RNA from Gossypium raimondii (Peruvian cotton), 492 nucleotides. RefSeq lists its product as uncharacterized. The transcript has 2 exons. Lineage: Eukaryota; Viridiplantae; Streptophyta; Magnoliopsida; Malvales; Malvaceae. Bases 1 to 492 code for a protein of 163 amino acids. The record is from RefSeq and is a predicted model, not a curated record.
AUGGUCGCAAACCGUCGGUUGGCGAGGUCAAUGAAUGUAGAAAUAUAUUCACGACGACUGGAAACAUUUCGAGUUACUGAGAGCAUCAGUCGUCGACCUGGUAUACCAACUAGGUCCUACGGAGUUGAUCUCCGGAAUCGACGGUCGAAAAGCGAAGCGUGUGCUAAAGUUAACGUCAAUGUUGAACAAUAUGUCGAUGAUGUGUACACGCUGGAGCGCACAUUGCGUGUCUGGAAAAAUGAGUUCCCCGUCUUGCCUGACCUAUCAACGUGGGAGGUGCCUUUGACGACUUUCGAGCUUCUCCCAAACAAAGGGCUGCGGAGGAAUCCGAGAGGUCAUCCGCAGUCAAGCAGAAUCCGUAAUGAAAUGGACAUCAGGGAGAAGUCUGACGGAAAGCGUUGUGGAAUAUGCAGGUUAAGUGGUCAUAGUCGGAAUAAAUACCCUAACCGAAACUUUCAUGUUGGACAGUCGUCCGGAUCGGGUCGUAAUUGA